GAUAUUAUACCUUUUUUCAUUUUACAGAAAACCAAUCUUUGUAAAAACAAUCUGAUUGGUAUGAAAAUUGAGUUAUAUAAAAUACAAUGUUUAGUUCAAAAAGAUUUGAUAACUUAAGGUUAAAACAUUUAGUGUUUGUACCUAGAAGGAAUAUUUUGAACUAGGAAGACAUCAAUAAAAUAUUUCUGUUAAAACAAAGUAAAAACUCAAAUUUCAAAUAUUAAUUUUAAACUUUUAUCAGAUUUUUCCUUGCACUAUGGAAUUGCCACUUGACUUAGGAGAGAUAGAAAUAUCAAAACAAUUAUCUUCACUUUUCACUUUUAUCAAUUUAAUUUUUUAUCAUUACUAUAAUUCUCUUAUACUUUGUGAAAGAAAGUAAGCAACUGUUUGUAAGUUAUACCAACUUUAUAUUACUUUGUUACAGCAUUGUUAUGUAGUAGUACAUAAUGUUUAUAUUUGAUAAGAUAGAGCUUUACUAAAAGGGCUCAAUAAAAGAAAUAUUGAUAUCGACUCAGCCCUGGUGGAGCACUGCAGAUAACGUAAUCUGAGGCUGAGAGGUACGAUAAGAGUCAGCAGCCAGGUAUGAAGCCUUCAACACACCUCCACUCUUCAUUAGAAGAUGUACAUUGAGAUACCUCAGGUGGAAAAAUGCUGUGUCAAAAUACCUUUGAAACUUGGGAGUGCGAUUGUGGCUGUAGAAAAUGUAGUGGUGGGAACACUAAUCAUCUGCGCAGCCAUUUACAACAUUGACUCUGACAACACAGUUUUGAACACCAAUCUUGCUAUCUUCACACACUACACUGGAUUGGUGUUUUCACUGUUUCUGGGAGUUUGUCUAUUGGUGACAUCAUGCCUUCUACUUGUUGCUUUGAUAAAGGAAAAACACAACUACAUCCUACCUUUCUUCUUGGUCCAAAUGCUGAUUGUGCUGAUGAAUGUCACAGGAUUCAUCACUUUUCUCAUCCGCAUGUUCUCCAGCUUUCUUCCUAAUGCUCUUUAUAUAUUUUUUUUCUUCCUGUAUGGAGGGUUGUCAUUCUACUGUUUCAUCGUAGUGUACAGCUACUACAGAGAAUCUACCUGGAGUUCUACUAUCACAUGAGGUCACUACGGCAGUCAGCCACAUUCCACCCAUGGAGAACUCUGAUCUUCUAUUAAUAACCAUGAGAACAAAGCAUGAAAUUCCAUCAACUUUUCACACUGAUUUCCUCAAUGAGGCAGAAAAGGCAUUUUUGUAAUUUUUUACAAUUACAUCAAGUAGAAUAGAUUGUACUUAAACUGUCAUGGGAAAAGGGACAUUAUCUUUAAUGAAAGAUUUUAAAAUGUCUUAAUAUAAAUAAAUAUCUUAUAAAUAAGAGUAAAUUUCCAACAUUUUGGGAAAAACUGAUCCUAAUCAUUUUUAUUUUAACAUCUAUCAAAAGUCCCAUCAAUGUUUUGUAAGAUUUAUAAUUUUAUAUGUAUAUAUGUAUAGUGGUGAAAAAAAU
Messenger RNA from Homalodisca vitripennis (glassy-winged sharpshooter), 1481 nucleotides. RefSeq lists its product as uncharacterized. The transcript is spliced from 6 exons. Lineage: Eukaryota; Metazoa; Arthropoda; Insecta; Hemiptera; Cicadellidae. The record is from RefSeq and is a predicted model, not a curated record. Bases 620 to 1099 code for a protein of 159 amino acids.